Molecule: messenger RNA, 1500 nt
Organism: Sporothrix schenckii 1099-18
Lineage: Eukaryota; Fungi; Ascomycota; Sordariomycetes; Ophiostomatales; Ophiostomataceae
Product: swirm domain containing protein
Exons: 1
Coding region: 1-1500 (499 amino acids)
Molecular function (GO): protein binding
Source: RefSeq, a predicted model, not a curated record
AUGGCCAUGGCCGAUUUUCGCUAUCCGACCUCGCCCCCGCAGAACUUAAAAUCGGCUGGUUCUGGCUCGGCUUCGCAGACCGAUAUGAAUACCAUCGACAGCGACAGGAGCAUCGCCAUGGAGCCGUCCGCCUCCUCUUCGUCCAUAUCCUCUUCCGCUUCCUCGCUUCUCACGGCAUCGUCCACCACAUCGUUCCAGACUUCGCCCUACCUACCGGUCACACCGAAACACACAUUCCAUUCUUUUGAUCCUGCAUACAGCCCAAUUGUCCCCUCCGACAUGGACGCCUGCACAUCCAGGGAGCGCAGCCGUUCCGGUCCGUCGAUGGCCACGAAGACGCUUGGUGUCAGCAACUUGAUCUCGCCCCCAGAGGCCGAACAUUUGGACAGCUUUGAUGUCCACAGCAACGUCCUAGACAGCAAGGCCAAAAACCCCCAACCGGAAUUGUACUCACCUCCCAUCACGCCCCAUGUUCAAAAGAUCGAUACUGUUGUGCAAGGCAACCAGGACCCUAUCCUCUUCCCGGCCGCAAGCGACAACACAGCGACCUCUGCCUUGCAGUCUCGCCCCCUCUUCCCAGACAAAGAAGACGGAAAUCGCAAUGUCCCCAAAACCAACAACCUCGCACUUUUCGAGCUCGUCCCUGCGCCGCCUCACAGCUCUGAGAUGCCCGCGCUCUUUAUGGUGUCCAAUGUCAUGAGCCAUUUCCAGGCGGACCCGCGCAGUUGGCUCAAGGUGCAGAGGGAGCAGCUGAAGAAAGACGACCAGCUCCGACGUGCGGCCAUGCGCUCCCUCUCCCGUACUCCCACCGCAUCGAAGCCAGCGACGUCUUCGUCGGUGCGCCGGAAUUUCUCUUCUCGUGUUCCACGGGCUCGCCCAGCAUCGCAGCCGUCCCACACCACAUAUUCCCAGCGCGAGGAGAUGGCGCUGCUCCAACCGGUUCAGAGCAUCGACAACCGCGUUGCAAAACGGACCAUCCGUACCGCUACCACGCCGCGUGGGAAUCCCCCAACACACAUUGCCCCCCUGCUCAAUGGGACGCCGCGUCCUGCAUCCAGCGGCGGCCAGGGCGGGAAGCGUGUGCCCGGCGCCUCCCCGGAGCCACGAAUCCGGACGUCGGCGCCAAAUCGCGAGGACAAGGACUUUAUGGCGCUCGAGGACUACUGCCCCCCGCUGUCCACGCUACCCGAGCGGACAAACAAUCUCAAAGUCGACUGGAAGGGCACCCCGCUCGAUCUGUCGCGCGACCCCCUCGUGCACCUGCUGCACCGGGACGAGGUCGGCCUUGCCGCGAGCCUCCGCCUGGACUGUGCCACCUAUCUCACGAGCAAGCGCCGCAUCUUCAUACGGCGUCUGGAGUGUGCGCGCACGCCCAAGGAGUUUCGCAAGACCGAUGCCCAGCAGGCCUGCAAAAUCGACGUGAACAAGGCCUCCAAGCUCUGGACGGCCUACGAAAAAGUAGGCUGGCUAAAGCUGGAGCACAUUGCCCGUUUCAUCUAG